UUGAAGUGCAUGUCUCAGCCCAGCAACAGAUGGCACUUGUUCUCGCUAAAUCGUUGCAGGGUUGCUUGAUGCUGUAACAUAUGUGCUUGUAUCUGAGUGAGGAAGGGCCGACUUGAACGGUUCUAGAGAAGUAAAGCCCGUGACGUAAAGAUGGGAACGACAGAAUGAAGGAGCCAAACCCCCACGUCGCUGGAAGGACGAUCUAUCAACUUGGACGCCUAUCGUUGUCACAAUCACACUACCGCUGGUCAGAGGACAAGGUGCCAGGUACGCAGUUCACGGAUGUAACAGCCCAAUGCUAGCUGUUGUGUCGGCCCGCCCCUGGUCGUCUGAGGCUGGCGGCACAUUUCUGGUUUCCCUGCUUGUGCAAAAGAUCCGGCUCUCAUUGCGGGCGCUGUGGUUUUGGGAUGACCAUCUUAAAGGAAGACCAGUGGAGAUCUCAACGCAUUUGCACACCGACUCUCGCCUAUCUCAAUGUUCAGACCAGCGCCACAGGAAAUGAGAAGUCUGCCGGAGCAGAGAUCGAGAUGGCCUGCAUCUUGUCUCUGUGCCGGUCGGAAGCCCUGGGACCGUGGCUUUCAGCGGGACAAAAUGUCUGCCUGAGCUGGGAUCGAGAUGAGCCAGGAUGAUAUCCACGCCGUACCUUGUCUAUCCACAGGAUGUAAGCCCCUGAAUCGUCGCUCUCAAUCUGACGCAGAAACCAACUAUCAUCGGGGGGAAGCUUGUAAUUUCAGGGUCAAAGCGCUCCGCCACCUGGGUGUUGAAAGGCAGUCGAGUUGAGCACAGCGUCAUUCUGCUGGCCGUAGUUACCUAAGUCCUGUGUGCUGUAGUGGCAAUGUCUACUUUGCUAGCAGUCACUUUCAGUGUGUCCUAGAAAGUAACAGACACCGAGAGUCAGUGUGCUUAGUCUUUCGGGGUAAGACGCCUACCACCCGGGUACAGUAGGACGGGAACCGUCUUCGGGGGUUUACACGCUUGUUGUUUCGACGUUGAUGCUCUGCUGCCGGGUGCUUGAGGGAUCACUCGAGCCGAGUACAACCGGAACAUCCUGCUGGUGCUGGGACCUCUUGUGCUGACGGCAAAACACCAAACACGGCAAGCACAGUAUCUGUUGCUACCAGCAUCUUCCGUCACUUGAUGUACCAGCAAUGGUCUCAGGCUCUUCCAAGAAGUUCAUCCUUUUGGCUGGGAUACUGCUAGUAGUCGGUUAUGUCACCUUUGUCCAAGAUGACAGAGUCGGGCAACUUCCACAUUUUGGGCAUGGCAUGGGAAGACUCAUUCCAUCAAAAUCUCAACCCUCCGCCAGUGACCUUUCGCAUGCGACCCCUCCCACGAGGAGACCAGAGCUCAGUCCGAUAGAUGGCCAGCCCAAAGCCUUUCGGCCGACCAGACCAACCACGCCGUCUUCUCCACAAAAGGGCACAAAACAAUCUCCAGUAGAACAGCGACCGAGUUCAACUCGGCCGGAGCAAGGCUUACGACCAGGCCUUCUCGAUUCUGAACCACUUGGAACUGUGCAUUCGCCCUCCGGAGGAGACCCAGGGACUUCAUCGCCACCAUUGCCUGACGUCCCAGCAGAUGCCGAGUCGCCCAAAACUCCAAGCUCGUAUCGAGAAAUAUUCUCUGUGUCGCAUUCCAACGGCAGCUACUUUGAAAUUGAAUUUCCAGGGUACAGGAUCUUCAACCCGAACAUUCUCCCACACCCAAGCAGGCUCGACACAUGGAUUGUUGUUGCGCAGAAAGAGCGUGGCGGUGACGAAUUUGAAGCAGUCGAGCUGGCCUGUGAGGCGGUGUUCGAUGACCAAAAGGAAACCUUGAUAUGCACAACGACACCCUCACCACUGCCAGUCAAGUCAACCACGGGCGGGCUUUGCAAAGGCGAACUCGAGUGGUUCAACGGGGUUGCCGGCCCGCACGACGCGCGUGUCUUCCACGGACCCAAAGUGCCGUAUAUCAUAUACGGGUCGCGAUCCGGGUAUACCUGCUUCGGACAAUGGAUCCAGGAUUUCCGAAAGCUCGUUGGGCCGGACGAGCAUGACACCUCUGCUGUCUCCUCGUCGUCGAACCUGUUUGCCAUCGGCACCGAACUCCGUCGACCGAGCUCAUUCGGUGAGUUCGAGAAGAACUGGUUUGUGUUCUGGGACAAGCAGGGCCAAAUGUACGCGCACUUCGACCUCGCUCCGCACCGGAGCUUUGCCAGGUUGGACUUUGACGGGUCGACUGUUGGCGACGAUCUGGGGCCAGCGACUGCCUCGACAGAUGGAUCAUGUGUGGCUCAGUACCUGGCUCCAGAUGCUUCUGAACAAGGAGUGGACAAAGGUAGUGGUGGGAGUGGCAAGACAUCUUUGCACCAAGCGACCAACUCCCUUUUGGUGACGCUGUGCAACCGCUUGGAUCCGACAUGCAAGGCCAAUGAAGAGAACACUUUCAUCAUGGCAGUGGUGCAACAGAAGUUUUACUAUCCAUAUCACAAUGUGUAUCGGCCAUACGUUGUCCUGUUCCGGCAGACCGCGCCGUUCGCCCUGUAUGCCAUAUCGCAGAAGCCGCUGUGGUUUCAUGGGCACCGAAAAGUCGCAAAGCACGAGCGAAGGGCAACAGGACAAACACAUUCAGCCGGGACCGCAGAAGAGCUGGGCAAUGAGCCUGGGCCAACACGAGCUGAAGACCAGGAGCUCCCUGAAAACCAGGCCGAGAUGUUCUUCGUCACCAGCAUGAGUUGGAAGAAUCGCGGACAGACGUACCACGGAUACUUGGACGACGUGUUGUUUUUGACAUUUGGAAUCGAAGACAAUCGCGCCGGCGCCAUCGACAUCCGUGCGGGGGACUUGCUGCAGGAUCUGGGCUUGUGCGGCGAAGGAAUGCAUUGAGUUGGACUGUCUUUAUACAACGUUGUAGGCUAACACAGGUACAGUCCUGGACCUGCGGGAGCCUAUGCGUAUAUUAUGUUGAUCUACCAAUGUUCACAUCUGGCCAUGGCUUUCUCUUGCAGCCUUUCGUCGCAACGUAACCCAUCUUACUCAUUGGCGUUACCGAGCCCCUUGCUCACCUCACUUCAGCUCGGAGCAUAGCCCCAAGUCCUGCAGCAAGUCAGCCGCAACAACAUCAAUGGCUCCCGACCGAGACUGCUCAAUCCCAAAAGCGAGGAAAAGAAUAUCGUCCAUGUACCCGUGAUACUUUUGCCCGUGUGCUCUCCAGUUGAUGCUCCUAAUGUAGAACAUUUCAGAGUGGUUCUCAGGAAGCGCAUCGCUGUCCUGCCAGUGGACAUUGCCGCUGAGCCUUGAGAACUUGGAUCUCCCCGAAAUCCAGAAUGGCUUUGCUGAUAUACCAUGCAAGGCAAAGGGCUCCGACUGCUGGAACAGCAUCGCAUACGGCUCGUAGACGCCGUGGCCGUCGAAGUUGGUCUUGUAGUGAAACAGUGCCAGAAUGAACGUGUUCUUGUCCGUCGGCAUGCAGUCAGGAUCCGAUCGCAUGCACAACGUGAUGGCCAAAGAGUUGGUAGCUUGUUGGACCGCAGAGGUAUCAAGCAUGGCAGGAGGCAUAUACCGAGCCAUACACCUUGAAUCAUUGUCGACAGUCACCGGGGCAAGAUCAGGUCCGCUCGAGCCAUCGGGCCCAAUCCUUGAAAACACUCUCUGGGGAACGAUCUCACUGUGCGCGUGGAUGUUGCCGACAGUAUCCCAGAAGACGAAAAAGUUCUUCUCGACGCCCUUGUAUGGUGGCGGACGUUGCAACUCGGUUGGCUCAGUGAAAUCUUUGGCCAGGACGGCCUCGAUGCGGUAGUCGUCCACAGCAUUCUGAAGUCUUGCAUCCACAUCCCCAUACAGGUGUAUGCUGAAUGCGAUCCAUAGACAAGGUAAGGCGCCACGGGGCCAUAGAACAAGCGAGCAUCCCGUGGACCAUAUUCGAAAUUGAAGUGCGCAAGCUCGUCCUCACAGUUGCCUCGGGUUGCUUUCACAGGGAGAACAGCAGGCUCAGCCAUACAAAUGAGUACAUCAUUCAUGAAUCCGGCGUUACAGAUCAGCGGCAAAGAGUGGCCAACCGGACUCUUGUUCGGGAUUUGCUGCACAAUAACAAUCCACGCAUCAAACUUCGUGGGAUGAGGUAUAAUGGUCGGAUUGAAGCCUGCGCUUCCUCCCAGGUGGAUGGGAAAGUAGGUUCCGGUUGCUGUCGAGUUGGAGUGCAGGAUACGGUAUGCUGACGUGUCGAUCACCGGCUGGCCGUCGUCGUCAAUCGUGAGCAGAUGAGAAGGCGCCAGGAUAUCAACAUUGGCUAUACCCUCGUUGGGGGGGUCGAGUGAUUGUGAAGCGGGAGCAUUGUUGUCAGGUUUCGGGUUGUCCACUGGCUGCUCAACGGGUAUUGCCACACGACGACGUUUGCUUGAAAGCAAGAGACCGAGCACUAAGAUAGGAGCCACAAUGGCAAUCAGCGCUUUGUAAGCUCGGAUCAUCAUGAUGGGGUUGUUGCAUCAAAUGUCUAGAUGAGCUUCAGAACAAGAAUGAGGGUGCUGAAUUCAGACGAUAUCCUGUUAGAGGAAUCUGGCAGCCGAAAUCUGCGUGCAACGACCAGGUCCCGGCUGACGGACUUAAGACACAGUCUUAGUGGCUGCUAUCCUGAGACGUC
Messenger RNA from Exophiala dermatitidis NIH/UT8656, 4620 nucleotides. RefSeq lists its product as uncharacterized. Bases 1149 to 2867 code for a protein of 572 amino acids. The transcript has a single exon. NCBI's taxonomy places the organism in Eukaryota, Fungi, Ascomycota, Eurotiomycetes, Chaetothyriales, Herpotrichiellaceae. The record is from RefSeq and is a predicted model, not a curated record.